AUGCGGGCUUCACUCACAAGAACACUGGCAGCUUCGGCAGCCUUCUGCGGUGCGACAGCAACCUGCACAAAAGCUCGGGCUACGAACUCAUCUAUUGGCAAUGCCUCAUAUGACUAUAUCGUUGUCGGCGGCGGGCCUUCGGGUAUCAUUGCUGCCACCCGACUUGCUCAGUCAUCCAGCAAGAGCGUUCUUCUACUCUCCCGUGGCCAAGGGCCUACCGUUGACACCGGUGCCGUAGGCACAGUGGAUUUCAGCAACACCUUGACACCUAUUGAUGUCCCUGGCCUGUCGACUGCUGUCACGUCCUACAACGUGGGAGACCAGCCGCUCUUCAAUGCCUACCUCUGCACUGAUGUCGAUGCCUUCGCUUCCUGCGUGUUCGGCGGUGGUGCUUCCAUCAACUACAUGGUCUUCCCGCACCCUCCUGAGCGUGACUUUGACGACAAAUGGCCAGUUGGGUGGAAAUGGGAUGAUGUAUCCGCCGCUGCUGACCGCGUGUGGGACGUGAACCCGGGAUCCAUGCUGCCCAGCAUGGAUGGCAAGCGGUACGAUCAAGGCAUGUUUGAGACGGUCUCCAAGUUCCUCGAUGCCCAGGGCUGGUCCGAGGUCGACCAGGUCGCGGAGCCCAACAGCAAGAACAAGGUGUAUAGCUACCCCAACUGGGAUAUUGGCGUCUCUGGCGGCCUGCCGAAGCGAGUUGGACCUCUGAGGACUUACUUGCCUUUGGCUGAGGAGCUUGAAAACUUCUCCUAUCGCCUAAACUCCACCGUCCGUCGCGUUCUUCGCAACGGUGGACAGGUCACUGGUGUCGAGGUGGAGACGGAAUCUGGGGUUGAGACUGUCAGCCUCGCUGCUGGCGGUAAGGUUGUGCUGGCCGCCGGUCCUUGGGGAACCCCUCGCAUCUUGUUCAACUCUGGAAUUGGUCCGUUCGACCAGAUCCAGACUGUUGCCAACGGCACUACAGGCAUACCCGUCCCACCAAAGGAGGACUGGAUUGAUCUUCCUGUCGGCCAGGCCAUCAAAGACCACCCGAUCUUCAGCAUCUAUGUUCAGACACCUGAUAACUGGACCUCAUUCAACACAAGCACUGUUGUUGACGGCACCAACAUCGACGACAUCGAGCUGUACAUGGAGCAAGGCUCAGGCGUCUUGGCUCAAGGGUAUCACCGCAUGAUCUUCUGGACUUCCAACGUUGCAUCUGACAACAUCACCCGGUACUACCAAGGCAGCGUCAGCCCCCAGGGACCUGGUCUUUUCUUGAUCAAAGCGUAUCUAACCCAUGGGGCUACCUCCUCUGGAAAGAUGGGAAUCCAGGCCAACGGCACAGUCGGCUUCACCCAGAUGCCCUACCUCCAGACCCAGGGCGACCAGGAAGGCGCGACAAUGUUCGUGGAGGAGAUGCUGGAGAGCGUCUCUUCCUAUGGCUGGGAGCUCACGAAGGGCACCACGAACACCUCUUCGAUCCUGUCUGCUCACAGCCAAGGUGACCAUUACAUCGGCACCGCGAACGUCGGAACCGACCCCAAGACCUCCGUGGUUGACACGGACGUCAAGGUCUGGGGCACCGACAACCUGUACAUUGUCGACUCCAGCAUCCACGCCGAUCUCUCCACCGGCAACACACAGGCCAUUACAAUGGUCGUGGCUGAGGCUGCAGUGGAGAAGAUCAUCGCUGCUGACUCGGCCCCUCAGCUAAAGAAGCGUCAGCAUUGA
This is a messenger RNA of Diaporthe batatas, 1713 nucleotides long. RefSeq lists its product as uncharacterized. Gene Ontology annotation, molecular function: oxidoreductase activity, acting on CH-OH group of donors; flavin adenine dinucleotide binding. The coding region runs from base 1 to 1713 and encodes 570 amino acids. The transcript has 2 exons. NCBI's taxonomy places the organism in Eukaryota, Fungi, Ascomycota, Sordariomycetes, Diaporthales, Diaporthaceae. The record is from RefSeq and is a predicted model, not a curated record.